Leishmania braziliensis MHOM/BR/75/M2904 is the source of this 615-nucleotide messenger RNA. RefSeq lists its product as hypothetical. Bases 1 to 615 code for a protein of 204 amino acids. The transcript has a single exon. The record is from RefSeq and is a predicted model, not a curated record. Lineage: Eukaryota; Euglenozoa; Kinetoplastea; Trypanosomatida; Trypanosomatidae.
AUGGAAACCUGGCAAGAGUUUCUCCGUGAAUUGCAGCGUGUAGAGCUCGGAUGGAGCUUGGCGCCGAACGCUGGAGGCACCCUCCAGCUAAAGAUUCACGACCACCUCGAGCCCGGUGACGGGGUUCUAUGUGAACUGAAGGGUGGGACUAAUCGGUCGGCGCCACUGGCAGAGUUUUUCGAAGCUUGUGGCUCCAUGUCGCAGGGAACCAUAUCGAGAGCCGAAAUACAGUUCUUCGAUGAGGAGAGUUGCUCCGUUUUGCUGAUUGAGAGUAAAAAGCGCCUAGGAGACACACCAUUCAAAGAUGAGCCACCUAUUUUACCUUUUUUCUGUCAGUUCAACUGCCGUGGGACUUCAGUGUCUCUUUCCGUACUGGACAAAAAAACACUCAUUCGAACACCACUGUUCUCCGACAUUUCUAUUCAAACACUGAACUAUGCAUUUAUGACAUCUCUACCAUUGUUUUUGAAGCGAGAGGACUUAGGCAUCCGCAAUGUUGAUUUCGUGACGAAGGAUCAAAUGCGUCAUUUUCGCUACGCGUGGUGUUUUCUUCGAAAAGAGUCGUGGAUGACUCCAGUGGAACUGGGGGAAUUGGAUGCUUUACUCCCACCUUAG